This is a messenger RNA of Paramormyrops kingsleyae, 3481 nucleotides long. It is a transcript of the gene rtn2b, whose product is annotated as reticulon 2b. The record is from RefSeq and is a predicted model, not a curated record. Gene Ontology annotation, biological process: endoplasmic reticulum tubular network formation; brain development; neuron differentiation. Lineage: Eukaryota; Metazoa; Chordata; Actinopteri; Osteoglossiformes; Mormyridae. Gene Ontology annotation, cellular component: postsynaptic density; endoplasmic reticulum membrane; neuron projection.
AUAUGUUUGGUAUUAUGUAAAGAUAUAUUUAGUCCCAUUUGGUUGCGUACUGCUGACAGGACUAAGGCAGCCCAUAAACAGAUUGUGGUUCAGGGGGAAGUGGGGAGGCAGAAAGCACUCUACGGACAGAGCUGCAAAAAUGUCCAGCAAAGUAAUGGACCUGAUCUACUGGCGAGACUUGGAGAAGACUGGCACUGUGUUCACAGGGCUGGUCAUAGGUUUGCUCUGCAUGUUCCAGUAUAGCGCCAUCUCUGUGGUAUCCAACCUCUGCUUGACAGUUAUGUGUUUCACCUUCCCAGUCCGCCUCCUCUUCAAGGCCCUGGAGCUGCUACGUUUCAGAAACGUAGUCCAUCCCUUCAAGUCUUAUCUGGAAUAUGACCUCUCUCUGACUGACGAACAGACUGUGCGCCAUGUGGAAACAAUCGUUCUGAUGGGGGCCACUGCCGUAACGGAAAUGAAGCAUCUCUUUUUUGUUGGCAGUAUUUAUGACUCCAUAAAGUUCAUUGUCCUGGUUUACCUGCUGACCUACGUGGGAGUGCGCUGCAAUGGCCUCACGCUGAUGAUUGCUGGUGUGAUAUCGCUCUUUUCACUCCCCUUGUUCUACAGGCAACAACAGGAGAAGAUUGACAAAUUAGUGACAAAGUUCCAGACUUCCGUAAACAAAAUCAAAGAUACAUUUCAACUGUUGCUUCAAAACAUUAAAUCCGCCCCAGCUUCUGCCCCCACCUCUGGACCCAAAGCCAAACCCAAAACAAAAUGAAGAAUUAACAAAAGUUAUAAGAUGAAGAAGAGAAGAGAGAAGAUGGGCUAAAGACUCAAUGGCGCCUUAAAUAGUAAUUUACUUCACAAUUCCCUGGAUUGCUCCCCUGCAGCUUGAGCGUCAUCAUGCUUCUGUAUAGAGUGACAGAGUUUGCUGUUAAAACCCUAAAAUCAGUCCAAACACAGAGCUUGGAACCUUGCACCCUAAUCUGUAAUCUACUCAUCCUUCUAUGCAUUACUGAAAGGUAAAUGUUCCUGUAUUGUAAAUGUGAAUUAGAACAAUUGCAUUAAAAUCUAGCAUAAAACAGUUGUGUUGUUAAAAAAGGACUGCUUGGAAUUAUCAUGGGGUAUUCUGAAAUUUAAUUUGAUGUGGCUUAAGGCUUUAUAAAGAAUAGCAAAAUCAGACCCCAUACAGAAUGUUUUGAGUACACUAAUAAAUUCAAUCCUUUCAUUAUUUUUUUAUUUCUUUAUGGCUAUGCCUUGAAAAACAGCAAUAUUUUCUAAAUUCUCAGCAUUUACACACACCUUACUUACAAAAUGCAUGCAGAUGGAAGACUGUUCAAAGAACUUUGUGCAUUGAAGUGAAAUCAACUAAAAACAAGAACACUCCAUUAAUUCAAAUUACAAAACCCACCCUGCUGAUUGCAGAUAUGCUUGGUUCUAAUCUCUAAGGACUAUGGAAAAUGGAUAGAAUAGAAAAGUUUACUUUCUCCAGAGGCAGGAUUUUAUGAUAGUAUUCAGUUAUUCAAUAUGUUUAUACAUGAUUAAACAGAUGUAUUAAUUGUAAUGUUUGUAUUUCAUUUACCAUUCAUAUGAAAAACAUAAUGGGGUCCAGUGUGUUUCCACAAUCAAAAAUAAGAUCAAUAAGCCCAAUAAUCUUGAAUUUACUGAUUUGUUUGUAUAUAAAACUGAUGUUUGGCAGAACAGUUAUAUCCUCAUAAUUUUUUUUGUUUAAUUAUGUUAUUGUCCUCAGUAAUUUUGUACAAACAUUUAAAUUAUUGCGCAGACUUUUACUAAUACAGUUUAAAUAUAUUUUUGUUACCAAAAUACAUGGCCAAUAUUAUUCCCAGUUAGUUCCUUAGGCAGAAAUUAUAACACCCAUCUAAAAAUACAAAAACAUUUAAUUUACCUAUCGAGAAAUCAGAUGUGAUUACACAAGUAAUGUACAAAUAAAAGCAAAACAUCACUGCCAGCCACCCCUCUCCUAAUCACGUAUUGAGACGUAUUGAGUGCAGGGUGACUGCAAAUGGAAAAACAAAAUAUAAGAACUGCAUUUUUAAGUUACUAAAGUUUUCAUUUAUGAUUCCAUCAAGUAUAACAUCUUAUUUGUGUUUAUUUGGAUUGAAAAGUAGUGAUAUUAACUAAUUAAUAUUAUGUUCAGAAAGAUACUAUAUAUCUAAGUAACUGCAAAUUAUAUUGUCUUGGUUCAAUUACUGACUUUAUUUUCUUCAUGCCCACAACCCUGAUAUUAUAAAGCCGCAGUGAUGCUCCCUCAAUCCAAAAAGAGGCACCUGACUUAAAUUGUUGUCUCUAAAUUGCUUAUAGUAAGUGAUGGUGAAUGUGUUAGUGUGUCUGCAAUCGGCAAAGAGAAACUCCAGGUGUGACCCUGUACUGGAUAAGCAGUUAUAGAAAAUGGAUGGAUGGAAUUCUGAUCAUUUGUUGCAUUAUAAUAGUUUUAUACAUGUGCUACAUAAUAGGUUAUGCUGUAACAGCACAGAGCAAAAGUAAUUAAAAUUUGCAUAGUCCUGGUCAUAAUGAUUUUAGCAGUACUGUAUCUCCUUAAAAGUAAUUUUGCAUAAAAUUUUCACAAAUUAAAUUGACUCACUAAUGAAUAUGGCUGCUCUGCUUUUUUCAUUGAUUCCUGAUGGCAUGAUCUUGAUCCAAAAUACACAAUUCUGGUAUUUCCAUGCUAUAUCCUCACAAUUUGUUUGGCCUAAUAACUGGAUUUUGACUUACAUGUUUUGUGUAUUUAAUACAGUCCUCUUGAAAACCUGAUGAUCAACUACUAAAAUUAAAUUUUUGCAAACCAUCUGACUUUCAUUGCAGCACACAUAUAUUAUUUUUCGUUCCAAUAAAGAUCAUAAAUUGGUUAAUUAAAAAUCUAUGACUAUUAUGUGUUAUUUCAUAAUUUAAAUAAAUAUGCCAUAUACUGUAAAUUUACAACAUGGUUAACACAGGCCUAUAUUCAAUUAUUCCUUAGUUUUCUAAAUAUAUACAACAUAUACUUAUAUAAGUUCUUAAAUACACCCACAAACCAAUAAAAGUAGAGUGUAUUCAAUUAUGUAUCCUGUGCUGUUUGAUAAUUCAAAUUUAUAUACAUUCCAUGAAAUACACGGUCAACACCAACUUCCAGUCACUAAUCCCUCAGCUGCAAUUUAAUCCACAGCCUCAUGGUGGUGCUGUAAAUCCUUGUAAAUGUGCUCUAUCAUAAUGGCAAUGAAGGCAUGUUGAAUGUUUGUUUCUUAAUUCAACCUCUGAAACUUAUUGUUACUGUUUUACAUAUUAUUUCAAAAUAUUCUAUGUUUACUUAAAGUGUUGCAACAGGUUUGCAAAAACACAUUACUGUUCACUGCUGUAUUAUUCCAAAUGUUAUUCAAAUUAAGUAAAAAUAAAUGUGUGUGUGUGAAUAUUUGACUAAAAUAUUUGCUUGGUUUGUUGGUUCGGAUGAACCAAUUUAAUUCGAUUAUUUUAGUUUACGGGAUAAAAACCCUUUUUCUCUGUU